Molecule: messenger RNA, 540 nt
Organism: Cutaneotrichosporon oleaginosum
Lineage: Eukaryota; Fungi; Basidiomycota; Tremellomycetes; Trichosporonales; Trichosporonaceae
Source: RefSeq, a predicted model, not a curated record
AUGUCGCACGUCCUACCUCCAUUCUAUUUCUACUUCUUCUGGCUUGUCGAGCCGGGCCUGUCCGUGGCGGGCGCGCUGUACGCCAUCUUCCGGCCAGAGACGUAUGCGGCCGAUCUUCUGCCGGUGGGCCUCGAGCGUAUUACGCAGGUCGUGGGAAACACCUUGCGCGGUCGGAUGCUCUGCGGCCAGCUCGGCAGCUGCUUCCUCGUCCUCGCGAUGAACUCCUUCUCGCUCUUCCCGGUAUUUAGACGCCAAACACCGGUACUUUGCGAGCAGCUCACACGGGCGCUGUUGGUCCCACUCCUCAUCGGCGAUUUCACCCACAUCGCACUCACACUGGCCGCACUGCCGUACGAGCUCGUCUUGGAGCCAUGGAACUGGACGCAGCUCAUCCAUGGCAACGUCAACAUUACCUGGGGUUUGGUGUUCAUUCGCACGCUUUGGCUCCUUGGUGUGGGUCGCCAGUCACCUCUCGCUCCUGAGGCCCAACCCAACAAGCACGCAGCCGGACUGCCAGCCAAGCUUAACAAGGCUGAAUAG